Molecule: messenger RNA, 690 nt
Organism: Ogataea philodendri
Lineage: Eukaryota; Fungi; Ascomycota; Pichiomycetes; Pichiales; Pichiaceae
Exons: 1
Coding region: 1-690 (229 amino acids)
Biological process (GO): negative regulation of glycolytic process; negative regulation of programmed cell death; regulation of pentose-phosphate shunt
Cellular component (GO): cytosol
Molecular function (GO): fructose-2,6-bisphosphate 2-phosphatase activity
Source: RefSeq, a predicted model, not a curated record
AUGACAGUCGACCAUCAGGGGAACGUGGAUCACGACAAGGUUCGCGUGUACAUUGUGCGUCACGGUCAGACUCCUUGGAAUAAGCUCAAGAUUUUACAGGGCCACAAGGACGUUCCCUUGAACGAGAUCGGUCAGGAACAGGCCCGGCUGGUGGGAGAGCGACUUAAACACCUGGACUUUGACGAGUUUGUCAGUUCUGACCUUACACGGUGUGUGCAGACGACGAAACAGAUUACGGCGCCACAUGAACACAAACGGGCUUUCAAAUUGCGCACCACCCCGAACUUGCGCGAGAGAUCAAUGGGGCCAGUGGAAGGAAUGCCGUUGGCAGAGGCGAAGGAAAAAUACGGAGCCAAAUUUAAGGAGCUGGGCGAAACCAGGGCAGAGCUGCUGGACCGGCUCGACGCCGAAUGGGACCAGAUCAUCAACGAUGCAGACACAAACAAACACUUGAACGUGCUGGUGUGCACACAUGGCGGAGUGAUCACGAAUUUUAGCAGCCAUUUACACCAACACCACAAAUACGAGCUGGGAGCCGGAUUGAGCGCAGACGACUUGAAAGUGCCGUUCAACACGAGCGUCACGGUGGUGGAAGUGGAGAAGAAAUCCAAGAAGGGGCAGAUAUUACAGUUUGGCACUGUGCAUCAUCUGCAUGGCCAUCUGGAAAAAGUAGAUCAGGAACUCAGAUGA